AUGGUAUUCGGACUCUCGCACUCCCACUCUUCCAACAAAGAGAAAAAGGAAUUACCUGUUCUAGACUCAAGCUCCGAGACGGAUCUUGAAACUGCAACUGUCAAGACCGAUGAUGUAUUCGGUACCAUAAGUGAAGACGGUCCAAACUACCGCAACGUCGGAUGGCUAGGAACAACUGUCUUACUGAUCAAAUCGCAAAUUGGUGUUGGUGUAUUGAGUGUACCUUCCACCUUGGCUGUAUUGGGUAUCGUACCUGGUAUAAUCUGCCUAUGGGUUAUCUCGGGAAUUAUCUGUUACUCUGAUUAUGUCGUGGGGCAGUUUAAAAGGAGACAUCCCCAAGUUUACGGUAUCGACGAUGUUGGACAUCUACUCUUCAAAGGGAGGUUAGGAAGGGAAGUGAUAGCUGUGAUGUACUGGCUUUUCAUGACAUGUGUAGCUGCAUCUGGUUUAUUGGGUAUCUCAAUCGGUCUCAAUGCGAUCUCCUCGCACGGUACAUGUACGGCGGUCUUCGUAGCUGUAGCUACGGUGAUUACUUUCUUUUUGUCUUGUAUACAGACUUUGGGCAAGAUAUCUUGGCUUGGAUGGGUAGGAUUGGUUUCGAUUAUGAGUGCUCUGUUAACCUUGACAAUCGCCGUCGGAGUGGAAGAUCGACCCGCCACAGCACCUCAGGACGGAGCGUGGGAUAAAGGAUUAGUAAUUUGGGGUCAACCUACUUUCACAGAAGCUAUCACUGCGGUGUCAGCUUUGGUAUUCGCGUUUACAGGUACACCAGCAUUCUUCGGUAUCGUAUCUGAAAUGAGGGAUCAAAGGAAAUACACCCAAUCGAUGCUCCUCUCCCAAAGUUUCGUGACUGCUGUUGAUACAGUCGUCGGAGUUGUGGUGUAUUACUACUGUGGUCAAUUCGUUGCGUCGCCAGCUUUGGGAAGUGCAGGUGGUACUCUGAAGAAAAUCUGUUAUGGUCUUGCUUUACCUGGUUUGUUCGUCACUGCUAUGAUGUUUACUCAUCUACCCGCCAAAUUCCUCUUCGUCCGACUUCUCCGAGGAAGUAAACACCUUACCAACAAUUCCACCAAACACUACGCUGUAUGGUACAGCUGUGUCAUAGGAUGUGUCUUGUUUUCAUACAUCAUUGCUAGUGCCAUCCCUGUAUUCGACGGUAUCGCUUCUCUUGUAGGAGCUUUGUUCGGUACGGUUUUAUGUAUCCAGCUCAUGGCUGGAAUGUGGUUAUACGAUAAUUGGGAAAAGAGAACCACCAACAAGACUAUUUUAUAUAAGUUCCUCCUUUUCUGGAAUAUUUUCAUGAUCGCUUUAGGUUCAUUCUUGAUGGUUGCAGGAACAUACGGUGCUGUGAUCGACAUCAAAGACUCAUAUGCUGCUGCCGAAGGAGCAGGAGCUUGGUCAUGUAGAGAUAACUCUUCAUAA
Molecule: messenger RNA, 1422 nt
Organism: Kwoniella botswanensis
Lineage: Eukaryota; Fungi; Basidiomycota; Tremellomycetes; Tremellales; Cryptococcaceae
Exons: 11
Coding region: 1-1422 (473 amino acids)
Biological process (GO): amino acid transmembrane transport
Molecular function (GO): L-amino acid transmembrane transporter activity
Source: RefSeq, a predicted model, not a curated record